AUGGCGACGCCCUAUGUGACGGACGAGACCGGGGGCAGGUACAUCCCCUCCACGCAGCGCCCGGACGGGACCUGGCGGAAGCAGCGCCGGGUCAAGGAGGGCUACGUGCCCCAGGAGGAGGUGCCCGUCUACGAGAACAAAUACGUGAAAUUCUUCCGGAGCAAACCCGAGCUGCCGCCGGGUCUGAGCCCCGAGGCCGCCGCCCCCUCCCCGCCGGGCCGAGGGACCCCCGGGCGGCCCGAUGGGGGCGGCUGCGACCCCUCCCCAACUUUGUCCAAGAGCGCCCGAAGGAACCUGAAACGCAAAGAGAAAAGGAAACAGCAGCAGGAAAAAGAUCGGGAGAACCACGGGGACAGACUGAGCCAGGAGCUGGAAAAAAUCAACCUGGGAGAUUCGGGGGGCAAUCCUGGCACCCCCUCGGGCAGCCCCCCCGUGCCCAGCCCCGGGAUCACCCCCGGCCCCUCGGAGCGGGCCCGGCGCAUCAAGAGCCUGCGGAAGAAGCUGCGGCAGGUGCAGGAGCUGCAGCAGCGCCUGGAGGGGGGCGCGCUGGCCGAGCCCAGCCCGGAGCAGCUGCAGAAGCUGGGCCGGAGGAGGGCGCUGGAGGAGGAACUGAGGGCGCUGGAGCUGGACUCGGAGUGAGGGCGGCUGGGGUUUCUAGAGGUUUUUUUAAGUUAUUUUUUGGGGUUUUAUUUUGUUUCCUUUUGGGUUUUUUUUUGUUUUUUUUUUUAUUUUAGUUUAUUU
Melospiza melodia melodia is the source of this 741-nucleotide messenger RNA. RefSeq names its product partner of Y14 and mago-like. Gene Ontology annotation, biological process: exon-exon junction complex disassembly. Gene Ontology annotation, molecular function: RNA binding. Gene Ontology annotation, cellular component: cytoplasm; exon-exon junction complex. The record is from RefSeq and is a predicted model, not a curated record. Lineage: Eukaryota; Metazoa; Chordata; Aves; Passeriformes; Passerellidae.